Messenger RNA from Lycium barbarum (goji berry), 1122 nucleotides. RefSeq lists its product as uncharacterized. Bases 1 to 1122 code for a protein of 373 amino acids. The record is from RefSeq and is a predicted model, not a curated record. Gene Ontology annotation, molecular function: nucleic acid binding. The transcript has 6 exons. Gene Ontology annotation, biological process: DNA integration. Lineage: Eukaryota; Viridiplantae; Streptophyta; Magnoliopsida; Solanales; Solanaceae.
AUGGGAGAGUUGAAAGAAAAACUUGAGAUAGAAAGGAAAGAGAGGAGUAAGAAAGUGAAAAGCAGUAACUUAAGAGAGGAAAAAGGAGAGAUUGAGAGAUCAAAUGAGAAUGGGUUAUCACCAAAAAAAAAAAGCUCAAGAGGAGUUGAGGUGGAUGAUGAGAAGAGGUUUGUGAGGGGUUUUAGUUCUCUAGCAGCUCUUCUAACCGAGAUCAUUAAAAAGGAUCAGCCAUUCGUUUGGGGUAAGAAACAAGAGGAAGCCUUUAGGAUCUUAAAGGAGAAACUUAGUUCCACUCCUUUACUUCAGCUUCCUAACUUUGAGAAGAUUCUUAAAAUUGUGUGUGAUGCUAGUGGAGUAGGCAUUGGUGCGGUCUUGAUGCAAGAAGUGAGAGCUUUAGCAAAUUGGCAACAUUAUUUGCGGCAUAAGGACUUUGUGAUUAGCACCGAUCAUGAGGCUUUGAAGCAUAUUAGAGUCCAACAUAAGCUUAAUAAGAGAUUGAUGGGUUUUGAGAGUUUGAAGGAGUUAUAUCCUAGUGAUGUUGAUUUUGGGAAAGUCUUUGGAGAGUGUCAAGAAUGGAAAACUUUGUGUACUUAUGUCUCAUGGAGAGAGUUGUUGGUGAAAGAGGCUCACAAUGGAGGCUUGAUGGGUCAUUUUGGAGUGUCAAAAACCUUAGUUAUUCUUAGUGAACAUUUAUUUUGGCCUAAGAUGAUAAGAGAUGUGAAAAAAAUUUGUGCUAGGUGUUUGGAUUGUAAGCAUGCAAAAUCUUGUACCCAACUCCGUGACUUGUAUACCCCUUUGCCUAUUCCUAGCAGCCCUUGGCUAGAUAUUUCCAAGGAUUUUGUUGUUGGCCUCCCUAGAACUAGAAAUGGUAGGGAUAGCAUCUUUGUUGUUGUGGAUAGAUUUUAUAAAAUAGCUCACUUUAUUGCUUGUCAUAAAAGUGAUGAUGCAUCUCAUGUUGCUACUUUAUUUGUUCAUAAUAUGAUAAAAUUGCAUGGUGUUCCCCAAACAAUUGUUAGUGAUAGGGAUUCAAAAUUUCUUAGCUCUUUUUGGAGGUGUUUGUGGGGAAAUUUUGGAACCAAGUUGCUAUUUUCUACUUCUUGUCAUCCUCAAACGGAUUUUUAA